Molecule: messenger RNA, 1926 nt
Organism: Trichoderma harzianum CBS 226.95
Lineage: Eukaryota; Fungi; Ascomycota; Sordariomycetes; Hypocreales; Hypocreaceae
Product: glycoside hydrolase family 1 protein
Exons: 2
Coding region: 1-1926 (641 amino acids)
Biological process (GO): carbohydrate metabolic process
Molecular function (GO): beta-glucosidase activity
Source: RefSeq, a predicted model, not a curated record
AUGCUGGCGGCGCUGCUACUCUUCGUCGCCGGCGCGUUUGGCCAACAAGUCUACCUUCAUAUACACGGCCCAAAUGUCCCAUCUGCAUGCAAAGCAACUCCCACGCACCAAGCUUUCGGCAAGACUCCAAAAUACGAAUUUUCUCAGUUCAGAUACACCAAUACAGAAACGGUCCGCACGGCAUCACCAGUACCGACAUUCAGCGCUAUCCCUCAGUACGCUCCGCACUAUGCUCAAGUAAAGCACUUGCUUCCGAGCUUGUCAACGACAUCGUGGGGUAACUGGUAUGCUCAACCAUCCAAAGCGCCCAUUCAUGACCCGAAAGAUCCAUACGGCCAUUUUGCCUACUCGCAACUUUGGGAAAAUGCCGGUGUGCCAAACUUCACUUCGAGAGGACUCUACUCAACUACUGUGCGUCCAACUCCGGUGCCCACUGCAGAGCUUGUCCUUCCACCACCGCUGCUAUUUGAAUCAUCGGACUGCUACCCAGUUCCUCAUGAUUUCAUCCUCGGAGUUGCUGGUUCUGCAGCACAGAUUGAGGGUGCCAUUGCGGAUGAGGGCAGGGCGCCGGCUAUCCCAGAGAUAUUUACAUUCCUCCCACCAGAGAUAGCCGCCAAGUUGGGUAUUACCAACAUAUCGCCGAACUACAUUACAGAUGAGAAUUAUUAUCUCUAUAAGCAGGAUAUCGAGCGUCUUGCCAACAUCGGGGUUCGAUACUACUCGUUCAGUAUUGCCUGGUCUCGCAUACUGCCAUUUGUCUUCCCCAACACUCCUGUCAAUUCCCAAGCACUAGCACACUAUGACGACCUGAUCAACUUUGCUAUUUCCAAAGGCAUCAGUCCCGUUGUGACUCUUCAUCACUUUGACACCCCGUUGCAGUUUUUUGGAGAUAAUCAGACGGAAAUACUUACUAAUUCCAACGCACGGUGCUAUCUUGGGACAUCGAAUCUCGGCUUUCAACACGACCGCUUUGAGGAUGCUUUUGUGAAUUAUGGCAAAAUUGUCAUGAGCCAUUUUGCAGAUCGAGUGCCCUUCUGGUUUACCUUUAACGAACCUCAGGUAGGAACAGUCAAUGGGCUGAGCAUCGAUCACGUUCUCAAGGCUCAUGCCAAGUUGUAUCAUUUUUACAAAGACGAAAUUCGUGGCACUGGCAAAAUAUCCAUGAAGAUGGAAAUUCCUCCGGGUGUCCCCCUUGACCCCUCACAAAAAUCCCAUGUUGCUGCAGCUGCACACUUUAAUGAUCUUCAGCUGGGACCUUUUCUCUAUCCCCUGGCUCUUGGAGAAGACUAUCCUGCUGCGUAUAAGAUGACGGUUCAAGAUUAUGUGCCGUUGAGCAAGGCCGAUCUAUGCAAUCUCAAAGGAACGCUAGACUUCAUCGCAAUGGACGUUUACACUGCCCCUAUCAUUUUCCCUGUUACCAACAACAUCGCUGCCUGCGCCGCAAAUAACCAAACUAGCAACGCAUUGUAUCCCAAUUGCGUCGGUGUCACUGAGACAACUUCAAAUGGCUGGCUGAUUGGCCAGCCCAGUAAUAGUAUACAGAUGUAUACCACACCAACUUACCUACGCACUCAGAUAUCGUAUCUUUGGAACACAUUUCGUGCUCCAGUCAUGGUAACGGAAUUUGGACACUCUACAAACGGUACAGCAAAUCCGCCACAACUCAACGCUAUUCAAUACGAUACCGUGCGUUCUGAGUUCUAUAUAUCCUUUUUGAGGGAGAUGCUCAAGGCUAUUUGGGAAGACCAUGUUCACGUUCUCGGAGCCUUUAUGUGGAGCUUUGUUGACAGUUGGGAAUGGGGUAGCUUUGACUCUCAAUUUGGGCUGCAAUAUGUUAAUCGCACUACGCAACAAAGGACAUAUAAACGCAGCUUUUUCGAUGUUGUAGAUUAUAUAGAGAGUCGGAGAUCUCAGCCAGGCCGUUAA